This is a messenger RNA of Phasianus colchicus (ring-necked pheasant), 9842 nucleotides long. RefSeq names its product tensin 1 (gene TNS1). Gene Ontology annotation, cellular component: focal adhesion. Gene Ontology annotation, molecular function: protein binding. Gene Ontology annotation, biological process: fibroblast migration. The record is from RefSeq and is a predicted model, not a curated record. NCBI's taxonomy places the organism in Eukaryota, Metazoa, Chordata, Aves, Galliformes, Phasianidae.
GGCAACAGGGAUGAACUGGCACGGCUUGGGCAGCCUGCCCAGCCACACAUCCUCCCGGCUCCCAGCUCGGGGAUUUCUGCCCGAGGGCGAAAGAGGAACCGGCAGAGGGAUGGAGAGGCGGAGCGGUGGGAGCGAGGGGCACAGACAGCAGUGGCUGCGGGAUGAUUUGAGGGUGCCCGUGGGGACAUGCUGGCACGGGACAUGCUGGCACGCUUACUCUGCAGGUCCUUAAUGACGCGUCUGAGCUCCCCGUCCCCUGCCAUGGCUCCAGCUCUGGACCUCUGCAAAGGCAGGGACACCCAUGAGAGGCGCUGAGCUGGCUUGCACUGCUGCAUCCCCAAAUUCCAGCUUGGCCUCCCACUGCCCCACUGAUGGAGACUUUCACUCCCCUGGCUCUACACUGGGGCUGCUUUCUGCUAAGCCCCAGGACCUGGAGUCCCCUCCGGCGCACGCCUUCAAGAUGACGAGCUUCAAGAAGGUGAAGGCAUGCGGGAUCUGCCGGCAGGCCAUCACGCGCCAGGGCAGCACCUGCCGAGGCUGCAAGCUGUCCUGCCACACCAAGUGCCAAAGCAAGGCUGCUACCCCGUGCUCCCCUGCUGUCAACUAUGAGCUGCCAUCCCCAGGGCAGAGCAUCACCAAGCAGGUGGACACCCCGGACGCCACGAGGUCCCCCAGAGGCGGGCAGGCACACCGCAAAACAGCCAGGAGCAUGAGUGUGACAGUGGCCAUGGAGAGCAGCUGUGAGCUGGACCUGGUGUACAUCACAGAGCGCAUCAUUGCCGUCUCCUACCCCAGCACAGCUGAGGAGCAGAGCUUCCGCAGCAACCUCCGCGAGGUGGCCCACAUGCUGAAGUCCAAACAUGGGGACAACUACGUGCUUUUCAAUCUGUCAGAGCGGAGACAUGACAUCAGCAAACUUCACCCCAAGGUGCUGGAUUUUGGAUGGCCUGACCUGCACACGCCAGCACUGGAGAAGAUCUGCAGCAUUUGCAAAGCUAUGGACACGUGGCUGAACGCGGCGGCUCACAAUGUGGUGGUGCUGCACAACAAGGGGAACCGAGGCCGCCUGGGGGUAGUUGUGGCUGCCUACAUGCACUACAGCAAUAUCUCGGCCAGUGCUGACCAGGCUCUGGACAGGUUUGCCAUGAAGCGCUUCUAUGAGGACAAGGUGGUGCCGGUGGGGCAGCCCUCUCAGAAGAGGUACAUCCACUACUUCAGUGGGCUCCUCUCUGGCAGCAUCAAGAUGAACAACAAGCCCCUCUUCCUGCACCAUGUCAUCAUGCACGGCAUCCCCAACUUUGAAUCGAAAGGCGGUUGUCGGCCCUUCCUGAAGAUCUAUCAGGCCAUGCAGCCCGUCUACACAUCGGGGAUCUACAACGUGCAAGGGGACAGCCAGACGGGCAUCUGCAUCACCAUCGAGCCGGGGCUGCUGCUCAAAGGCGAUAUCUUGCUCAAGUGCUACCACAAGAAGUUCCGCAGCCCGACCCGUGAUGUGAUUUUCCGCGUGCAGUUCCACACUUGCGCUGUGCAUGACUUGGACAUUGUCUUUGGCAAGGAGGACCUGGAUGAGGCAUUCAGAGAUGAACGCUUCCCUGAAUAUGGAAAGGUGGAGUUUGUGUUCUCCUACGGCCCUGAAAAGAUCCAAGGCAUGGAGCACCUGGAGAACGGCCCCAGCGUCUCAGUGGACUACAACACAUCCGACCCGCUCAUCCGCUGGGACUCCUAUGAGAACUUUAACAUCCAGCGUGAGGACAGUGCUGAGGGGGCCUGGGCUGAGCCAACGCUGCCGGGGAAACAUCUGGAGAAAGAGGUUGGGCACACGCAAGGGCCCCUGGACGGGAGCCUCUACGCUAAAGUGAAGAAGAAAGACUCCCUGCACGGCAGCAUCGGCGCUGUCAACACCGCCCGCCUCCCCCUCUCAGCAGCCCCCAACCACGUUGAGCACACACUGUCGGUGAGCAGCGACUCGGGCAACUCCACUGCCUCCACCAAGACCGACCGGACGGAUGAGCCAGGGGCUCCCGGGGCACCCGGUGGCCACGCGGUGCUGAGCCCUGAGGAGAAGCGGGAGCUGGACCGUCUCCUGGUCGGCUUUGGCUUGGAGAGCGCGGCACCCAUGCACAACCACGCACCAGGCCCCGCACCUGCCCGCCUGCCCGCCGGGUCGGGCCGCCACGUAGUUCCAGCCCAGGUGCACGUCAAUGGUGCUGGCACACCACUGCUGGCCGAGCGGGAGACGGACAUCUUGGAUGAUGAACUGCCCAACCAGGAUGGGCACAGUGUGGGCAGCCUGGGCACGCUCUCGUCCUUAGAUGGCACCACCACUGCCAGCGAGGCUGGCUUCCACGAGGCGCCACGUGUGGGCAGCCUCUCUUCGCUGCCCAACGGCCCGGCUAGCUACAAUGGGGCUGAGAAGAUGCUGAAAGAAGGGCUUUAUGAGGCUGAGCCUCUCUCCAACGGUGCCUACCCCUACAGCAACCAGAAUACCCUGAUGGGCCACCACCUCCGUGACCCGCUGGCUCACUUACGGCCCUCAGCAUCCACGCAGGAGCACCUGGCUGGGUACCCGCAGCGGCAGCCAGCUUCAGCUUCACCGGCCUGGCUCCAGCCUCCGGUGCCACAGCCCUACCUGUACGGUUAUGACUUACCCAGUGCCCACCGCUCUCAGUCCUUCCCGGCUGUGGGGACAGCCAAGUACGAAGCGAACCCGGCAUUACCGCAGGCUCCGGCUCGCAGUACCAGCAGUCGGGAGGCUGUGCAGCGGGGCCUGAAUUCCUGGCAGCAGCAGGGCGGCAGCCGACCACCAUCCCAGCUUCAUGAUGGUGGGUUGGAGAGCCACAGCCCCAGCCUGUCCAGCUGCAGCCCCCAGCCCAGUCCGCUGCAGCCCAUGCCCCCGCACAGCCACAGCAUGCCCGAGUUCCCCCGGGCUCCAUCGCGCCGGGAAAUCGAGCAGUCCAUUGAAGCACUUGAUGUCCUGAUGCUGGACCUUGCACCCUCCGUCCAUAAGUCACAGAGUGUCCCCUCCGCAGCCGCCCGCCAGGACAAGCCGGCUGCCAUGCUCUCCUCAUUAUCUGCACAGCCACUCAGUGGUCACUAUGCUCAGCCAGCCCCACAGGUGGUUCAGCCCAGGUCCUUUGGCACCUCUAUAGGCACUGAUCCCUUGGCCAAAGCCUACUCUCCUGGUCCACUGGUUCCUGCGGCUCGAAGUACUGCGGAACCAGACUACACUGUGCAUGAGUACCGGGAAACCUAUACUCCCUAUAGCUACCAGCCAGUGCCAGAGCCUCGGAGCUAUGGCAGUGCACCAGCGAGCAUCCUCCCACUCAGUGCCUCGUACAGCCCUGCAGGGUCUCAGCAGCUUCUCGUCUCUUCCCCGCCAUCCCCCACUGCACCAGCACAAAGCCAGCUGCCCCACAAGGGACUGGAGAGCUAUGAAGACCUGUCGAGAUCGGGAGAAGAGCCUUUGAAUCUGGAAGGGCUGGUGGCCCACAGGGUGGCAGGGGUGCAGUCCCGGGAGAAGUCCCCAGAGGAGAGCACUGUCUCUGCCCGAAGGCGAACCCCCAGUGACAGCCACUAUGAGAAGAGCUCGCCGGAGCCCAGUUCUCCCCGCAGUCCUACCAUCCUCUCGCCCGAGGUGGUCAGCACCAUCGCGGCCAACCCCGGAGGGAGGCCCAAGGAGCCUCACCUCCACAGCUACAAGGAAGCCUUCGAGGAGAUGGAGAGUGCCUCCCCCAGCAGCCCGACCUCCGGCGGUGUGCGCUCUCCACCUGGCCUGGCCAAGACCCCUCUCUCAGCACUGGGGUUGAAACCCCAUAACCCAGCCGACAUCCUGCUGCACCCAGUGGGAGAGCUAGAAGGGGAGGCGGGAGCUGACUCUGAAGAAGAGCCCAGGAGCUAUGUUGAGUCAGUGGCCAGAACGGCCACAACGGGCAGGGCAGGGAACCUUCCAACUGCCCAACCUGUGGGCCUGGAGGUGCCUGCCAGGAACGGUGCCUUUGGCAACUCCUUCACUGUGCCCAGCCCCAUCUCUACUAGCAGCCCCAUCCACAGCAUGGACGGUGCCUCGCUCCGCAGCUACCCAUCGGAGGGCAGCCCCCACGGCACGGUUACACCUCCCCACGCUGUGGCUGAGCCAGCUUACCGGUCACCCAUUGUCUCGCAGACGCCCUCUGCUCACAGCAGCUACCAAACCUCGUCUCCAUCAUCCUUCCAAGCGGGAACACUGGGCUCUCCCUAUGCCAGCCCUGACUACCCUGAUGGCCGAGCUGGCUUCCAGCCAGAUCCCCAGGUUCGGCAGCAGCCGCAGGUCAGUGUGGUGGGUGUUCAUGCGCUGCCAGGGAGCCCCCGCACCCUGCACAGGACAGUGGCUACCAACACGCCGCCCAGCCCUGGCUUUGGGCGAAGAGCUGCCAACCCUGCUGUUGCCAGCACGCCCGGCAGCCCUGGGUUGGGCCGGCACGCCAUGUCCCCCCAUGCGCCACCGGGGAGCCCCAGCCUUGCCCGGCAUCAGAUGGCAGCCGUGCCUCCUGGCAGCCCCAUGUACGGCUACUCCAGUCCAGAGGAGAGGCGCCCGACGCUGUCCCGGCAGAGCAGUGCGUCCGGCUACCAGCCUCCCUCCACACCAUCUUUCCCCGUCUCACCGGCGUACUAUCCUGGCACCAGCACGCCGCACUCCUCCUCCCCGGACUCCGCCGCCUACCGCCAGGGCAGCCCUACUCCACAGCCUGCACUGCCUGAGAAGAGGCGGAUGUCAGCCGGCGAGCGCUCCAACAGCCUGCCCAACUACGCCACGGUCAACGGCAAGGCCUCCUCGCCCCUUUCCAGCGGCAUGUCCAGCCCCAGCAGCGGCAGCGCUGUGGCUUUCUCCCACACCCUGCCGGAUUUCUCCAAGUUUUCCAUGCCAGACAUCAGCCCUGAGACUCGUGCCAACGUGAAGUUUGUGCAGGACACUUCUAAGUACUGGUACAAGCCAGACAUCUCCCGGGAGCAAGCCAUUGCACUGCUGAAGGACAGGGAGCCAGGGGCUUUCAUCAUCCGGGACAGCCACUCCUUCCGGGGAGCCUAUGGCCUUGCCAUGAAAGUAGCUUCUCCGCCUCCCACCGUCAUGCAGCAGAACAAGAAAGGAGACAUCACCAACGAGCUGGUGAGGCACUUCCUCAUCGAGACCAGCCCACGGGGUGUGAAACUAAAAGGAUGCCCCAAUGAGCCUAAUUUUGGCUGCUUGUCGGCUCUUGUCUACCAGCACUCCAUCAUGCCUCUGGCCCUUCCCUGCAAGCUGGUCAUUCCUGACCGAGAUCCCAUGGAGGAAAAGAAAGAUGCUGCGUCGACCACCAACUCAGCCACAGAUCUUCUCAAACAGGGUGCGGCCUGCAAUGUCCUCUUCAUCAAUUCAGUGGAGAUGGAAUCGCUCACAGGCCCCCAGGCCAUCUCCAAGGCUGUGGCAGAGACGCUGGUGGCCGACCCCACGCCAACUGCUACGAUUGUCCACUUCAAAGUCUCUGCACAAGGCAUUACCUUAACGGACAACCAGAGGAAAUUGUUCUUCCGGCGACACUAUCCUCUCAAUACUGUCACCUUCUGUGAUUUGGACCCCCAGGAACGAAAGUGGACUAAAACUGAUGGCAGUGGUCCAGCCAAGCUCUUCGGCUUCGUGGCCAGGAAGCAAGGGAGCACCACAGACAACGUCUGCCACCUCUUUGCAGAGCUGGACCCGGACCAGCCAGCUGCAGCCAUUGUCAACUUUGUCUCCAGGGUCAUGCUUGGCUCUGGCCAGAAAAGAUGAGCUGGUGCUUGCGGGUGAUUCUUGAAUUUUGGAGAAGGACUUGGAGCUGAUCCGAGAAGGAGUGUGAGGAAGUGCAUUUGUGGGAGAGGGAAGUGAAUUGGGGGGGGAGGGUAAGGGUUGGAAUUGUGGAGGAAAACAGCAAACGAUGACAAAAAAAAACCCAAAACAAAACCCUAAAAACUCGACAGAAGCUAAACACACACAUAGAAGAAUCAAACCACACACCUAUGUAACAGAGCCAUGAAGUCAACACCAAACAGGGAGAGGAUGCGGAUGCAUGUCCCACUGCAGGGAAGGUGACCAAAGUGAAGGUGGCAGCGAGAGGAGUUCCCAGCUUUCGACAUUGCAGUCCUGAGGCCACACCAAGUGGUGAUGUUUGCUCCAGAUCCAAUGUGUGGUCGUCAUUUGGAGGGGAAAAAAAAAAGAGAGACAAAACAGCAAAAGCUAUGGAAGAAGCCUUCAUCGGUGAACAUCUGCUGCAUGUUUGACACAGCCUACAGAGAAUAACGCCCUGCUGCCGUGUGGGCCCAGGUCUGCAGGACACUGAAGGAGAUGCCUUUGGAAACCUCCCCUUGCCGUGCUGCAGCAGAGGGUUCUGCCAGCUUACACCGAAACCUGCUGGCCACCCUGCUGGGGUGUGCAACGGCUUGGUCCCAAACCCUCUUGUCCCCUGGGUGCUUGGCUUUGGGCUACCCUCAGCUGCUGGCCCAGAGCCCAGCACAGGUGAUGCAUCACAAGUCCACCCACAGAGGGGCAAUGCAGCAUCUCCUCCACUCCUGGGCAGCUCCUGCGCUCCAUGCCUGGAAGAGGAGGAUACUCCUGGUCUGGUGGAGGAAGGAAGGCACCUCCUCGCUCAUCUUCCCCUUUUACCUCCUGUCACCAAUCCUCUUUAACAGUUUUCUCCUGUGGCCUGUCACACGUUCUCUUAACAGAAAAGAAAAACAAAAAAAAGAGAAAAAUGUUAUAAUAAUAAUAAUAAUAAUAAUAGCAGAUGCUUGCACAGGUGGGUUUCCUGUGUGGAGCAGUGGACCCGUGGCCGGCCCUAUCUCUCUCCUUGGAGAUGUGCAAGCAGUUUUUAAAUUGCAUGGACAUUCAAGUUGCACGAAAGGCGAAUAACUACAAGUAACUCAGGCGCUUUCUCUUGUUUUUAUUUUUGGAGGCCACGUUAAAAAAAAAAAAAAAAAAGAGAGAGAAGGAAGAAAAAAUAUUUAGAAAACAACAGCAACAACAAAGGAUCAGCAGUUGCUGGACAGCUUUGGCUCGGUGGGGAGGCCACAGGUCCUCUGAGAGCCACCCUCUGCCUUCCCCAUGGUUGAAGGUGUGCACCCUGAAUGCACUGCAGGCUUUUCCCUGUGCAUGGGGAUGUGCAGGGGCUGGGGGCCCUGUGCCCUUAUGGCUGAGCAUUGUGGUGUUGGGGAGCAGAGGUUCCAGCCCCAGAUAUGGCUCUAGUGGUGGUUGGUGGGGAGCAGUGUGCAGGUUUGGGGCAGAGCUGAGCACUGUGCUGCAAGCACAGGAGUCCAGAGGUUGUUUUUUUGUGGUUUUUAUGUUUGGAGAAGUUUCGGUGCAGAGUGGCCCAGAUAGCCUGCUGGGGGCAAACAAUUAGACUCCUACUGCUGCAGCCCCCCAGAGAACUCACCUCCCUCGGACCACCCUUGCCUUGAUAGCUAUAAUAUAUAUAGGAGCUAUACUGACGAAAUACUGUAAGCUAACAAAAUUUAAAGGAGGAAAAAAAGGUUAAAUUGACACUCUGAAAAUAUUUAUUAUUAUUUUUUUUUGCCAUAUUUUGCUUUCUGCGCAUCGAUUCUCCCCCUUGUUCUAUCUGCCUUCCCCCCCGCCCUGGGGGCAAACACCUGCACGUCAGAAGUGAAUUGGGUGCAAGGGAAGCGCCGAUAGGGCGUGCGGGUGCCACGUGGGGGACAUGCGUGUGACCGUGUGCGUGUGUGUGCGCGAGAGAGCGACGGCGUGGGCGCGGAGGGGCCGGCGUGGCCGGAGGCUGGUUGGUGUAUGGCAGGUGAUGGAUGCGUAGUGGGGAUUUGGGUGCGAGACUGCGGUGGGAUGCAUGGAGGACGGGGCCUUCCCCCCCCUCCUGGUUCCCCCUAUCCGCAUGGAUGCGAAGACCUUUUCAUAUUUUAUCUUUUUUUUUAAUGAUGUUUCUAAAGCGAUUCCCUCCUUCUGCAAAAUUCAAGUGAGAUGAGAGAUGAUCUCACCUGUCAUCUCCUCACCCUGCCGGUAACCGAUUAGAGGAAACACUGUGUUUAUAGAUAUAUAAAUAUAUAUUUUUUUGAAAGUCUCUAUUUUUCAGACUUGGUUUUCUCACUGCUAAGAAAGAAAAGAGAUGAUAAUAAUGUAAUUUUAUUUUAAUCUGCUGCCUCAGUGCUUGAGCCUCCCCUUCACCUUCCUGUCCCAUAGGGCGAAGCAGAUUGGAGCACCCAGAGGUGCUGGCAGCAGCACGCCUGCUUCAAGGCUCCACAUUGAUGCUCAAGCUGGAGACAUAGCCUGUGUCUGAAUGGCAAACAUUAACCAUUGUGUAGUUUUUAACAUAGAGCUUCCAAUGAUGUCAGCAGGCAUUUGUCAGCUCCCUUUAAGGCACUUUCCUUCUUUAUCUCCUUUUAAAAGUUACAUUUUUUUGGCUGUAACUCCCCACCAGUUGGGCUGUCGGGGACCCAGCACUGUGUCAAUGUUUUUCUUUACAAAAGGGACGGAUGAGAUCCUUUGGUUUUUCUUUGGCUUUGCCAUGCAGUCGCGGUAUCAGAGAGCCCAGCUUGUGCGCGUUCACCCUGCUCGUGUCCUAUUGUAACCACACCACCAGGCGUUCUCUCUCUCUCACACACACCAACACAUCCCUCCUUCCUGCACAAAGAACUGCAUAUAUUCUUGCCAAAGAUAUCCUUAAAAACGCACUUUUCCCCACAUUAUAUAUAUAUAUAUAUAUAAUUUGUGUGUGUGUGUGUGUGUACAUUUGUCGUACGUCACCUUUUUGUGUUGAUUUGUUCUUUGGAGAACCUUCCUGUUCCCACUCCUCCUCCCUUUGUUGUCAGUGUUGCUGCCUUACAAGAAGGCUCCUGGGGGUUUCCCAUCCGACCCGGUAAUUAUCUGGGAGUUUGGCUGUGUCGCUGUCUGCUGGAGGGAUGCACCCUUUGUGCAAUAAGUGGUUCAUUCCCAUUGGAUAUAACCAACCAAAUGAAGUCAGGUUUUGGUUGUUCUGGAUGAAACAUGUGCUGAUCAAACCAAGCUUGGAAUAUCAUAGAGUUGUGGAAUUGUUGGAGUUGGAAGGGUCUGGUGGGGAGAAAACCUAGUUCCAGCCCCUCCUGCAGAUUGAUGCUGUGGGAAGGGGUCCCACAGGCAGAGCCAGGCUUUGUCCCAGCCUCCAGGAAACACCUGGAUGUGGCCAUAGCCUCUGGGCGUUGAUUUUUUAGCAGUGAAGCAGCCAAACUGGAGCACACCCUGCCCAGCAGGUUGGGCAGGUACGGAGCCGGCCGCCCCAAAAACCCAGACGGCAUCAUCGGCAAAUGGAACCCUUCCCGUUGGAGCAGGCAGGGAGAUCAGACAGCAAAAGAGCCCGCAGGGGCUUGUUUGAUUCCGUUCGUUUGUUUUGCAAAUUGCGAGGUUGGGUUGGGGUUACUAUUUUUUUUUUUUCUUUUCCUUAAAAAGGAGAAAAAAAAAAAAAAAAGGAAGCAACCCACCAUUUCUGUUGGCGGAUCCAACACCGCCGUGUUUUGCGUGGUUUUUUCUUUUUCCUGUUGUCUUUGUUACUUUGGGAAUGUUACAGAUUUAUUUGCUAAUCAGUGUUAAUGAACAGUUUAAGACUUUCAGACUUGCCCCUUUCUGUGUAUUUAUAUAGAUGGAAAAGAAAUAUGUUAUAUUUUGUAUCUUUGUGCCCAUGGUGUCGUCGCGCGUGUAAAGAUGACUUUGGUCGCACCGUGUCCAUGUGUGAAUGUGACUCUGCUUUCGUCUUCCCCUUUGUACAGACGUCUGAUUCUCCGCAGUUCAUUGUAUGGCUUUAUAAAGUGGUAAAAACAAAAAAUCAGUUAUAUAAAAUAUACUGUUGCUUGGAAUGCCA